CGACGAACGUUGUUUUGGGUCCUCUAAUUUCAGCCCAACAACACAACUUUACUUCAUCUACACUUCAGGCCUUUCUGCACUUCACUUCCGAUCCCCAGCACUUUGAACACCUUCUCUUGGCAAUAUGUUCAAAUCAAUCUUCGAGUCCGCGCAGAGCUCAUCGUUCAGGUCGCCGUUCACCAGCGUCAACUGCCAGGCUGCCACUCCUGCCUCCGACCUUGCGCUCUCUAAAGUGGCAUCCCCGUCAGUCUCGGCCCUUGACGAUGUCUCGCCCCGCAAACAUAGCCCCAACCACAACUUUGCCGCCGCCGCCGCCGCUCCUCUGGGUGAUUCCUGCGAGUUCGGAUCGAACAAAUACUUCCUGCUGUGCGGCCUGGGAGGCAUCAUCUCCUGCGGCUCCACACACACCAUGGUAGUGCCGCUGGAUUUGGUCAAGUGCCGCCUGCAGGUGGAUCCGGCCAAGUACAAGAGUGUGUUCAACGGUUUCCGGGUCAGUUUGGCCGAGGAGGGUGUGAGGGGUCUGGGCAAGGGAUGGGCACCCACCUUCAUCGGCUACUCCAUGCAGGGCCUGUGCAAGUUCGGUCUGUACGAGGUCUUCAAAGUCAUUUACGGCGAUGCCAUUGGCGAGGAGAACGCCUUCCUGUAUAGAACCGGCCUCUAUUUGGCCUCUUCGGCCUCCGCCGAGUUCUUCGCCGAUAUUGCCCUGGCGCCCAUGGAGGCGGCCAAGGUCAAGAUUCAGACCACUCCCGGAUUCGCCAAGACGCUGCGCGAGGCUCUGCCCAAGAUGACUGCCCAGGAGGGCAUUGGCGCCUUCUACAAGGGUCUGGUCCCACUCUGGAUGCGACAGAUUCCAUACACCAUGAUGAAGUUCGCCUGCUUCGAGCGCACCCUCGAGCUGCUGUACAAGUAUGUGGUUCCCAAGCCACGUGCCGACUGCACCAAGGGCGAGCAACUGAUAGUCACCUUCGCCGCUGGCUACAUUGCCGGUGUCUUCUGCGCCAUUGUCUCGCAUCCCGCCGACACAGUGGUCUCCAAACUGAACCAGGCUAAGGGCGCCUCCGCCCUGGAUGUGGCCAAACAGCUGGGCUGGGCUGGACUCUGGGGCGGAUUGGUGCCUAGGAUUGUGAUGAUCGGUACUCUGACUGCUGCACAGUGGUUCAUCUACGAUGCCGUCAAGGUUACUCUCCGCAUGCCACGUCCACCUCCACCAGAAAUGCCCGAAUCCCUGAAGAAGAAGUUGGGCGUGACUGGCGAGCAGUAAGCCGUUUAGAAAUCGGUUAAGCCUCUUGUUAAACGAAUUGGUCGACAUUUGUAUAGUAAAACCACGAUUGAAUAAAAACCAAACUUUAAAAUA
This is a messenger RNA of Drosophila persimilis, 1354 nucleotides long. RefSeq names its product phosphate carrier protein, mitochondrial (gene Mpcp1). Gene Ontology annotation, molecular function: phosphate transmembrane transporter activity. NCBI's taxonomy places the organism in Eukaryota, Metazoa, Arthropoda, Insecta, Diptera, Drosophilidae. Gene Ontology annotation, biological process: mitochondrial phosphate ion transmembrane transport. The record is from RefSeq and is a predicted model, not a curated record. Gene Ontology annotation, cellular component: mitochondrial inner membrane. Bases 125 to 1261 code for a protein of 378 amino acids. The transcript is spliced from 4 exons.